ACAAUUCAGUAUGCUUCAUGAUGUCAGUCGGUGUAGUCUGUCGAUACUUUAUAAAAGACACGUUCUAUUGUUCACAGACAAAAUAAUGUUCUUUAAUGUUUAAAAUUAAUUACGAAUUUCAAAUUUGUACAUAAAUUAAGGUAUUUAGGUAAAUAUGUGAAGAAAUGGCUGUUGAAUUAUGUUUAUCAACACGUUUAACAGAACUUCUCGGUGAUCGUUUGCUAUACGGUUCAGAGACAGUGGAGCUAAAUGAGUUGACAUUUAAUGAGUCUUUAAUCGCAUUGUAUUUCGUCCCAUUAGGCAGUGAAACUGUCACAACCGACGACCGGGCUCUACGUGAUCUAUAUAAAACUGUAAACGAGAAUGAGAAGACACUGAAUAUUAUACAGAUUUGUUAUCCAGACUUAUCUGAUGACCGCAAAUAUUUUGAUGAAUUAACCAAUGAUGUACCAUGGUAUUCAGUUCUUUAUGAACACGCGGAAAAGAGAAUUCGUCUGAGACACAAAUAUCAUGUUGGGAAUGCAGAAACUUUGUUAAUUUUGAAUGAUAGCUUUUUAGAAAAAAUUCAUACUCGAAAUGGUCUUAAACUUUUGUCUUGUAGUGGAAAAAGUUUUCCGUGGACGAAUUUAUGGAAUGAAACAAUUUGUCAAGAAGCUUUGAAACUCUCCUCUUCGAAUGAAUCCAAUAAGACUAUUUAUGGUCUAUAUUUUUCUGCGCAUUGGUGUCCACCAUGCAAAGCGUUUAUUCCACAACUCAUUCAUGCUUACGAUAGUAUAAGAAAAAGAUUCCAGUUCGAGAUCAUUUUUGUCAGUUCUGACAGAAGUGAACAGUCUUAUAAUUCUCAUGCAUCAUCAAUGCCUUGGCCUUCUGUUCCAUACUCAAAUACUAUUUUACGACAAAAUUUAACUGAAUGUUUUAACGUUCGUGGUAUUCCUUACCUAGUAUUAAUUGAUUACAAUGGAAAUAUCAUCACAGAAAAUGGUCGCGCGGAAAUUACGGAAGACCCUGAUGGAUUGUAUUUCCCAUGGAGAAGACGAUUUGUUUAUUCACUUUCCUCAAGAUUAUUGCCAAAACUUCAGAGGUUCCCAGCUGUCGUGUUAUUUAUUGAAGGAGACCAAGAAGAAGAAUUAGAAUUGGCCGAAGGUGUUUUGUUACCUGUAGCACAACAAAUUGCAAAGACCCGGUCAAACGCAUUAUAUGAUCUUUUAUUCUUUAUAGCGCCUGACGAUUGCACAUCAGAUACUUUAAGACAGUUCACAAGAUUGACUGAUGACACAGCUCCGUUGUUAACCCUAAUAGAUAUACCAAUGGCGAGAAUUUCAGUAAUGGAAUAUGGGAUUCAUAUUACAGAAAAAUCUAUAAUGAAUUUCGUUCUGGGAUUUUUUGAUGGAACAAUGAAAUUUACACCAAUACUUUAAACAUUUAUAUAAAUAUAAACCUGUUUAUUAUAUUAUACAAUUUUAUAGAAACUUUAUAAA
This is a messenger RNA of Rhopalosiphum padi (bird cherry-oat aphid), 1478 nucleotides long. RefSeq names its product nucleoredoxin-like. Lineage: Eukaryota; Metazoa; Arthropoda; Insecta; Hemiptera; Aphididae. The transcript is spliced from 7 exons. The coding region runs from base 165 to 1418 and encodes 417 amino acids. The record is from RefSeq and is a predicted model, not a curated record.